Molecule: messenger RNA, 966 nt
Organism: Plasmodium malariae
Lineage: Eukaryota; Apicomplexa; Aconoidasida; Haemosporida; Plasmodiidae
Product: PIR protein
Exons: 3
Coding region: 1-966 (321 amino acids)
Source: RefSeq, a predicted model, not a curated record
AUGUCCGGUGUAUUGCAGGAAAGUUUUAUACAAUCAGUACCAUCGAACAGAUAUUAUAGAACAAAUUUUGAGUCAAAUGUCGAUUACUGCUCAUGGUUUGAUGAGAAGAGAGAAUUUUCAGAAACAAGAUCUAAAUUAAAUAGUUAUGAAAAAAUUAGAAAUGUUGCAGAUAAGCUUAUGAAUGCUUUAUGUCAUGUAGCUUUUACUUUAGAAGGCAAGAAAUGUAAUGAACAAUGUCAUAAUUUGUACUAUUGGUUAGGAAAUAAAUUAUUAUUAAAUAAAUUAGGGGAAAAUUCAUUUUCUGUAGUUAUUGGAAUACUACAGGAUGUUUCAAAUAUUAUUCGUGAACCUGGUAAAUGCAAAUGUGAUUUUUUUAAAAAUAUUAAUACGAAAGAUUUUGAAAAAAUGAAGAUUGUGCAUGAUUAUUGUAAAGAUCACGAGGAGAUUAAAAAUACUUUGGAACUAAAUAAGAAAGCAUGUGAUAGUAAAUUUAAUGAAUAUCUUGUUAAAGCUACUGGUGAAUAUGAAAAAAUUUAUGAAUGUACACAAGGAAAUGCUGAAUCAUAUUGUAAAGAACUUAAAAAGCAUGUUCCUAGUUGUUUUGAAAAAAAGUUAUCUCAUUUGAACUGUGAAAUAAAGCAAGUGCCCGCAGAAAACCUAGGUACAAGUCAUUAUAACACUACUAUUCUUGACCCAGAAUAUGUAAUUAAUGUAUCUGCCUUUAGUUCAUCUCAAAUUUUUCUGUUCUUUGUUCUACCCUUUAUUGGCAUUUUCUUCAUUGGCUUCGUACUAUAUAAAUUUACUCCAAUUGUAUUAUGGAUACAUACUAAAGUAUUAAAGAAAAAAUCAAUUAGACGUAAUUUGGAUGAAAUGGAUAUACUGGAAUUAACAGAAUACACAAAUGAACAAAGAAAAUCAAAUUUAGGUAGAAAACAACUAAAUGUAGCAUUCAUGCCGCAUGAAUAA